Messenger RNA from Henningerozyma blattae CBS 6284, 705 nucleotides. It is a transcript of the gene GRX6, whose product is annotated as glutathione-disulfide reductase GRX6. The record is from RefSeq and is a predicted model, not a curated record. Gene Ontology annotation, biological process: cellular response to oxidative stress. Lineage: Eukaryota; Fungi; Ascomycota; Saccharomycetes; Saccharomycetales; Saccharomycetaceae. Gene Ontology annotation, molecular function: glutathione disulfide oxidoreductase activity. The transcript has a single exon. Bases 1 to 705 code for a protein of 234 amino acids. Gene Ontology annotation, cellular component: cis-Golgi network; fungal-type vacuole; cytoplasm.
AUGACAUGUCUGCUUCUGCUACUGGUAUUUUUUGUCAUUCAGAAUGCAAACUCGAUCAGUUUCAAUGCAGAUUCUAUUACAAAUUCAUUAGUAUCAUCAACUGGUAAUUCCAAUACUCAUCCAGAUUCUAAUGCUUUGAAAAAUAAUAAUAUAAAAGACGACAAAACUAGAAAAAUUUCAGAUAAAUCUUCGGAAAAGGGUAACGAUGCAGGUGUCGAUGCUCAGUUCGACAAGAUCAAGCAAGAGGUAGGUUUGGAUACCGGUAAGACAACUCAAGGAGGUUUACCAAGCUCUAUAGGAACUGCUACUGAUAAUAAGAUUAGUAAUAACGAUGAGAAUGGAACAUUCGAUGCUGCUAAAGAAUAUGCCAUGAUUUUGGAUCUGUCGCCAGUGAUUAUCUUCUCAAAGAGCUAUUGUCCAUUUAGUUCUAAUUUGAAACAAUUGUUAUCCAAGGAAUUCUCUUUCACACCAAACUAUUAUGUCAUUGAAUUGGAUAGACAUAGUCAUGGUGCUGAAUUACAAGCUUAUAUUGCUAAAAAAACUGAUAGAUCUACUGUGCCAAACAUGAUUGUUAAUGGUAUUUCUAGAGGUGGUAGAGAUGAGAUUGUUGCUUUGAACGAUGAAGGGAAGUUAUUAGAAGCUUUGAAUGACUGGAGUGAUAAUACAUUCACUGUAAAACAAGCUGAAAAACCAUCAAACAAUUAA